AUGCGUGUAUGUUCAGUUGCUGGGUGUAACAGCCAAGAUCGUGAUAUUAAAGUGAAACUUUUCAGUGUCACAAAUGCUAAUAAAUCAUCUUGGGAUGCUGCAGUACGUAGUUCAAUAAGUAAUCAGGUAAAAGACCUGAAGUAUGUUUGUUUAGAACAUUUUUUACCUGAAGAUAUUUGUACUACAUAUGCAUUACCAUUAGACGUAAUUGAAGAAUUUGGGCAGAAAAAAGUGUUUAAAUUGAAGAAGGGGGCUAUUCCCUCGUUAUUCAAUCAAAUAGACUCUAAACAAGUACUCUCUCAUGGUAUUGAAUACCAAGCACCAACUCAAUCCUUUAGAAGAGAACUCUUUACAGUAUAA
Messenger RNA from Metopolophium dirhodum (rose-grain aphid), 360 nucleotides. RefSeq lists its product as uncharacterized. The coding region runs from base 1 to 360 and encodes 119 amino acids. The record is from RefSeq and is a predicted model, not a curated record. The transcript is spliced from 2 exons. NCBI's taxonomy places the organism in Eukaryota, Metazoa, Arthropoda, Insecta, Hemiptera, Aphididae.